Molecule: messenger RNA, 3641 nt
Organism: Pogonomyrmex barbatus (red harvester ant)
Lineage: Eukaryota; Metazoa; Arthropoda; Insecta; Hymenoptera; Formicidae
Gene: Ser
Product: protein serrate
Biological process (GO): cell communication; multicellular organism development; Notch signaling pathway
Cellular component (GO): membrane
Molecular function (GO): calcium ion binding; Notch binding
Source: RefSeq, a predicted model, not a curated record
AUGCCCAAACAGUCCUCUCGAGAGAUGUUCAAGUGGGGCAGGCACAGGCGUGCCCUCGUGAGCCGGGUAUACUCACAGGACCGUCGAGAGUGCCCCCUUCAGACGACGAUGGGUUCGAGACAAUUCACGUUGAUCCUGCAAGCGAGAGAUGAAGCGAGCGCCGGCGUGAUCGAGGAAGCGAGUUACAGUGGCAUCGUCCUGCCAGGACCCACGUGGCAUACUCUCAAUCAUCAAGGGAGAAACGCUCACUUGGCGUAUCGGGUGCGAGUCCAAUGCGCCGAUCAUUAUUAUAAUGCGACUUGUACCAAGUUUUGUCGACCUAGAAAUGACAUUUUUGGCCAUUACACCUGCGACGAGAACGGGGACAAAGUGUGCAUACAGGGAUGGAAAGGCGUCGACUGCGAGACAGCCGUGUGCAAGGAGGGCUGCCACCCCGUGCACGGUCACUGCAACGUCAGCGGCGAGUGUCAGUGUCGGCACGGCUGGCGCGGCGAACUGUGCGACCAGUGCAUGCCUUAUCCCGGCUGCAAACACGGCUACUGCAAUGGCUCGAGCUGGCAGUGCAUCUGCGAUACCAAUUGGGGCGGUAUACUGUGCGACCAGGAUCUCAACUACUGCGGCACCCACGAGCCGUGCCAGAACGGCGGCACGUGCGAGAACACCGCGCCCGAUCAGUACCGAUGCACGUGUCCGGAGGGCUUUUCCGGACCCACCUGCGAGAAGGUCGACAAUCCGUGCGCGUCCAACCCGUGCUUGAACGGCGCGACUUGCCGCGAGCUCGGCGAGACCGCGCAGUGCGAGUGUGCCCCGGGCUUCGCUGGACCGUUUUGCGCGACCGACAUCGACGAGUGCGCCUCGCAACCGUGCCAGAACGGCGGUACCUGCGUGGACGGCAAGAACGGCUUCGUCUGUAACUGCCCGGCCGCCUGGCAGGGCGUGCUCUGCCAGUUCGACGUGGACGAGUGCACGCUCAAGGAGUCGCCCUGCAAGAAUUUCCUCACCUGCAUCAACCUUGCUGGCGACUACAGGUGCCGAUGUCGGAGCGGCUUUACCGGCAAAAACUGUACGAAGAAUAUCAACGAUUGUGUCGGCCAGUGCCAACAUGGCGCGCUCUGCAUAGACCUAGUGGACGACUAUCAUUGCAGCUGCACUCCUGGCUACUCUGGCAAAGACUGUGACGUCGACAUCGAUGAAUGCGCGUCCAAGCCGUGCCAGAACGGCGGCGAAUGCCGUGAUUUGGUGAACGCUUAUGAGUGCGUGUGCCCGGUAGGCUUUACCGGCUAUCAGUGCGAGAUCGAUCGAGACCACUGCAGCCCGAACCCGUGCCGCAAUUCAGCACCGUGCUUCAACACACAAACUGAUUAUUAUUGUCACUGUCCGACACAAUGGCAGGGCAGAAACUGUUCGGAGCCAGCCUCGCAUAAUCCACAAUUCGAUGCAUUGGACGACGAACAAUCGGGUUGCGGCAGCGAGGGUACUCCGUGCGGUGGCAAGGGCCGAUGCAGCGGCGGUAGAUGCAUCUGUGACCCCGGCUAUACCGGCGUGCAUUGCCACGAGAAUAUCAACGACUGCCGCGGCAAUCCUUGUCUGAACGGUGGCACGUGCGUCGACUUGCUUAACUCAUUCCAGUGCAUUUGCAGGGAAGGCUGGAGCGGAGAUCUUUGUGAUCAAAAUGUAGACGACUGUGCGACGCAGCCUUGCCGCAACAACGGUACUUGUGUGGAUGGCGUGGCGGAUUUCACGUGCAUCUGCCGGGGCGACUGGAAGGGCAAGACGUGCGCGUUGCGUCGCGGCCAUUGCGAGCCAGGUACUUGCCGAAACGGCGGCACCUGCCAGGAUCGCGGCGAUGGUUUCACGUGCCACUGUCCGCGUGGUUGGGAGGGCCCGGCCUGCCACAUCGCGUCGCCGUCGGCAUGCACGAGUAAUCCCUGUGCGAACGGCGCGACCUGCGUCAACACGGUUGAUGGCAGCUAUCGAUGUGUCUGUCGCGAGGGUUUCGAGGGACCUAACUGCCGACGUAAUGUGGACGACUGCCAGCCAUUGCCGUGUCUGAAUGGCGGCAAAUGUGUGGAUGGCGACAAUUGGUUUAGGUGCGAAUGCGCGCCCGGUUUCACAGGUCCAGAUUGUCGCAUUAAUGUGAACGAGUGCGCGAGCGAUCCGUGCACUGGUGGUGCCACUUGUGUGGACGGCAUCGCGAGCUACUCAUGCAUUUGUCCACCUGGUAGAACUGGUCUACGAUGCGAGAUUCGGACGGCUGGUGGGCCUGGCUGCGCAGUUGCGACGUGGGAGGAUGAUUGCAACGUGUGCGAGUGUCGAAAUAGCAAAAACCAAUGCAGCAAUGUUUGGUGCGGUCCGGGUAACUGCCUAAAUGGCACUUCCUGUUUGGCUCAUGAAGUCUGCGUUCCUAGUCCGGGUGAGAGUUGCCUGGCGCCACCGUGUCCAGCGUGGGGUGAAUGCCGUCCUGUUGAAACUGGAAGGCGAGUUGGUCCACCGGCAUUACCAGCUCCGCCAUCCUGCUGGCCUGGACAAUCUACACUCGGGCCAACAUGCUCGAGACUCUCGAUACUAUUGCGUAGAGAUACUCUGGCGUCUGGCACAUCGGUGGAGUUACUAUGCCGUCGUUUGAGGAAGCUUCUGACUGACCCAAGAAGACCGCAAUCGGUGGUAUUACUGUGUGAUUUAAAACCUGGCGAUAAUGAUACAGUGGAAGUAACCAUCUUCUCGGAGGCGGCGGCGGAUGCGGCUCGCGACCUCGGCGAAACACUCAGUCGGCCGCUAGCGAGACCUCUUGUUUUAGCCUCCGUGUUGGAAGUUAAAGUAGAGACGGCGCUGCUUAGCGAGCCCAGUUCGGCAAACGCUGCAAAUGCUGGUGGCUACAUAGCUGUUUUGGGUGGGGCUCUGGCAACUGUGCUGUUAUUAGCAUUAUUCGGCAGCCUUUGGUAUCUCAGAACUAUGAGGCAUAGAUCGAAUCUGACGGCGACUACCAGCAGUGAGACCUCGUUGCAUCGCCAUCGCAGUGAUUUGGACGAAAAGUCGAACAAUCUUCAAAACGAAGAGAAUCUGAGAAGAUAUGCCAAUCCACUCAAGGAUCAGGAUUCCGAACCUCGUGUGUCAGUUGUGAGACCUUUAUCAGGUACCUCGCUCGGCACAUUAACUGGCACUGAGGAAAGUCUCGAAAUGGUGUCUGAAGAAAGCAGACAUCGUUUGCCGCCGCUCUAUAAACCGCCCAGCGCGGAAGCCAGGAAUAAUAUGGCCAGUUUUAGCUAUGAAGAAGGACCACAUAAGCCUUACAGUAAGCCCAGAUUGCAGGAACCGCCGUAUCCUCAUCAGCAGCCGGGUACAAGUCAAACGUCAGGGCCGCAUCAAGUGCUAACGGUACACGUGUGAUUAAAUAUUCUGAAAAUAAUGGGAAGAACAGUUGGAUAGUGUGUGAUCUUCUUGAUUUUUCUUGGAAUAGCGUACAUGCAUUAAUGCACUAAUGAAGAUUGUUAGGGAUUAUAAGAUAAUAUAUCUAUAGACUGAACUUACUUGGAUUUGACCUUUUGUGAUAAACGUGACUCUUGAUUUUUGGAUAAUUAUAGACAACUCUCUGCUGAGAUUCUCCUUUAUGAAAGUUGAAGUAAUGUCUAAAGAAUUAUUAU